Drosophila obscura is the source of this 892-nucleotide messenger RNA. RefSeq lists its product as uncharacterized. The record is from RefSeq and is a predicted model, not a curated record. The transcript has a single exon. The coding region runs from base 84 to 563 and encodes 159 amino acids. NCBI's taxonomy places the organism in Eukaryota, Metazoa, Arthropoda, Insecta, Diptera, Drosophilidae.
AUUGACGAGCUUUUAGUUUGAUAUUGUGUAAUUCAAAUAUUAUUCAAACAAUCAUUGAAUAAAUUCUAUGGAAAAUUUUAAGUAUGUAUCAGUAUUUUGGAAAAGUUUAUGCGGAGGAAUUAAGUCGUCCCGACAACGUGGCCUUCUAUGUGCACUGCAAGGAUCCGGUGAAUGACGAGCUGCCGGAGUGCCUGCUCCGAAAACGCAGCCAACCCACCCGCCUGCAACUGGAGCUGAAGCAGCAGUUGGCUGCGGAGCGUCGCUCCUUUCUGGAGGAGCAGAAGAGCUAUCACCUGUCGAUGCACUUGGCCAAGGUGGCGCUGGUCGUUGAUAGACACCAUCGUCACACCGCAAGCUCCCUGCAGGCCUUCGAGCACCGCAUCAGCCGCGACAUGAACGAGCAUGUGCGGAGGCGCACGGAGGUACUCGACGCCCGCCUAAAGAGGCUGAGCCAGCAUAUCAGUGCCGUGGGUGAGCGCUGCGAUCUGGUCAGGCAUGAGAAGUUCCUCAAGAAUCUGACAGAUAUCUACAUAGCGAGCAGCUCAGUGAAACUUUCGAAAUAAACACAGAACUAAAGAAGCUUUUUCUGUGCUCUGGCUCUGGUGCACGCCUUCAAAGUUAUCAAUUGUCCACGCAAAACUUUGCCCGCAGUUGGAGUCUCUGUGUCUGUCUUCGUUCGACAGUGUUCGACAUAGUUGCGGAAAAUCGCUUGUCAACUAUCCAACAAUUCAGGACUUGGUUUUCUUAUACCCUCAGUUAGUACAGUCCAGAAGUUAGCCCUGCACCCAAUGAAUAACUAUUAAGUGUUUUAUUUCCCAUCAGCGUAAUAGAUAGGUCGAGCGAUAAGCUGAUUAAAAUAUAUCUACAGCCUAUAGUUUUUGUGCAGAUAAUA